Molecule: messenger RNA, 3858 nt
Organism: Podarcis raffonei (Aeolian wall lizard)
Lineage: Eukaryota; Metazoa; Chordata; Lepidosauria; Squamata; Lacertidae
Product: zinc finger protein 850-like
Exons: 6
Coding region: 396-3614 (1072 amino acids)
Biological process (GO): regulation of transcription by RNA polymerase II
Molecular function (GO): RNA polymerase II cis-regulatory region sequence-specific DNA binding; DNA-binding transcription factor activity, RNA polymerase II-specific
Source: RefSeq, a predicted model, not a curated record
CAUGCGCUGCACUGUGGAAACUAUGGAACUCCUUCCCACAGGAGGCAGGGAUGGUCACCAACCGAGAUGGCUUUCAAAAGGGGAUGAGGCCAAUUCAUGCAGGAGACAGAAGUCUGCCUAGGCUCCUUUGUGCCCUUGUCAGCCCUGACAGCGGCGCCUGGAUGUCUGGCCAGAAGGGAAAGGGGCCCUCCGGCUGCAGAAGCUCCUGCCCUCUGCCCUAGUCCCACACCAGCCUCCCCCCACCUGACGCUGACCAGGAGCUUUGGACUACAACUCUCGCCUGCCCACUGCAUUUUGGACCAGUUCCCCAGUCAUCAUAGAAUCAUAAUAUUAUUGCAUAGAAUAAAUUAUUAUUGUUAUUAUUUUCAAUUACCCACCUAAAGUUCACAGGGCAGAUGACAACAGAGAAGCACAAUAUUAAAGAGCAGUUCAAAACAGCCUACAAUCAUGGGGAAAUGGUGGAGAGAAGGGUGAAUUGGGUGUGCUCGGCUAGCCAAGGGUUAAAAGAAAUGGGUGCUGCCUUCCUAGAGAGGACAGGUAUUAAAAAGGGGGGUGUCAGGUCCUCCAGAGAAAAAGCCCCUCCCUCCCCAGUCUUUUCCUGCAAGUGGAGGGGGCUCUUGUCUCGGCUCUGCAUCUUCUGGGAUCUGAAGUUGCUGGCAGCUCUAAUUCAGACUGUCAGACAGAACAUGACGAAAGGAAAAACAGAUUCCUUGAGAUCUCUGGAGGACUUCCUGGGAGCAGAGCUGGAUAAGCAAAAUUCAGCUGGUCCUGAAGCAGGAGGAGCCCAUGCCAUUGGCACUGGGAGAAGUGGGGGAUUCUGGGAAAACUCUGUGCAGCAGGUCCUGAGAGAAGAGGACACCCUCCGCUCAGAUGUGCAGAGCCAGCAGUUCAGGCAGUUCUGCUACCAGGAGACUGAAGGACCACGAGAGGUUUGCCGCUGGUUCUACCACCUUGACCAUCAAUGGCUGGAGCCAGAAAGUCACACGAAAGCUGAGAUGCUGGACCUGGUGAUCUUGGAGCAGUUCCUGGCUGUCCUUCCAGCGGAGAUGGAGAGCUGGGUGAGGGAAUGCGGAGCAGAGACCAGUUCCCAGGCAGUAGCCCUGGCCGAAGGUUUCCUCCUGAGUCAGGCGGAGGAGAGGAAGCAGGUGGAGAAGAAGCAGGGAAAGGAUCUGUUUGCAGAAAUGGGCCCUGAUUUGGCAGAGAUGACUCCGUUCGACACCAGAGAGAGGCUGCUGGGUGACAAAAUGAUGCCGGCAAGACCUCCUCAUCCAUCCUUUCAUGAUGGUGGAGGGGAAUCAGUGGCUGUGGAACCAGAUCAGGGUUCAUUGUGCUUUGAAGAUGUCGCUAUUCAUUUCACAGACGAGGAAUGGGCAUUGCUAGACCCUGACCAGAGAGCUCUGCAUCAGGAAGUCAUGGAGGAGAAUCGUGGGAUCAUGGCCUCUCUCGGUGGUGAUGAAUUGGAAAUGAAGAACAAGGGAGACCACAACAAAAUCCGCAGAGUGGAGAAACCACAGAAAUAUUUGGAGUGUGGUGAGAGCUUCAAUCAGAGCAGCAAUCUCACUUCUUAUCAAGGAAUUCACACAAAGAAGAAACCUUAUCAGUGCUUGGAAUGUGGGAAGAGCUUCAAUCAAAAGGGCAAUCUCACUUCCCAUCAGAGAAUUCAUGCAACGGAGAAACCCUAUCAAUGCUUAGAAUGUGGAAAGAGCUUCAAUCAAAAAGGCAAUCUCACAUCCCAUCAAAGAAUCCAUACAGGGGAGAAACCCUAUCAAUGCUUGGAAUGUGGAAACAGCUUCCGUCAGAGAACUGAUCUCAUUUCCCAUCAAAGAAUUCAUACAGGGGAGAAACCCUAUCAAUGCUUAGAAUGUGGGAAGAGCUUCAGGCACAGGGUUAAUCUCACUUCCCAUCAAAGAAUUCAUACAAGGGAGAAACCAUAUCAAUGCUUGGAAUGUGGGAAGAGCUUCAGUCAAAAGGGCAGUCUCAAUCUCCAUCAAAAAACUCAUACAGGCGAGAAAUUACAUCAAUGCUUGGAAUGUGGAAAGAGCUUCAUUCGGAAGGAAACACUCACUUUCCAUCAAAGAAUUCAUACAGGGGAGAAACCAUAUCAGUGUACGGAAUGUGGAAAGAGAUUCAGUCAGAGUGGUCUUCUGACUUCUCAUCGAAGGGUUCAUACUGGGGAGAAACCUUAUAAAUGCUUAGAAUGUGGAAAGAGAUUCAGUCAAAAAGUCAAUCUCACUUCCCAUCAUAGAAUUCAUACAGGGGAGAAACCGUAUCAGUGUACGGAAUGUGGAAAGAGCUUUAGUCAGAGUGGUCUUCUGACUUCCCAUCAAAGAAUUCAUACAGGGGAGAAGCCCUAUCAAUGCUUGGAAUGUGGAAAGAGCUUCAGUCAGAAAGGAAAUCUCACUUUCCAUCAAAGAAUCCAUACAGGGGAGAAACCAUACCAAUGCUUGGAAUGUGGAAAGAGUUUCAGUCAGAGUGGCCUUCUUGAUUCCCAUCAAAGAAGUCAUACAGGGGAGAAACCCUAUCAGUGCUUGGAAUGUGGAAAGAGCUUCCGUCAGAAAGGGAAUCUCACUUUCCAUCAAAGAAUUCAUACAGGGGAGAAACUCCACCAAUGCUUGGAAUGUGGGAAGAGCUUCAUUCGGAAGGAAAAUCUCACUUCCCAUCAAAGAAUUCAUACAGGGGAGAAACCAUAUCAGUGCCUGGAAUGUGGGAAAAGCUUCACACAGAAGGUCAAUCUUACCUUCCAUGAAAUAAUUCAUACAGGGGAGAAACCAUAUCAGUGUUUAGAAUGUGGGAAGAGUUUCAGUCAGAGGAACAGUCUUAUUUAUCAUCAAAGAGUUCAUGGAGGCGGAAAACUCUAUCAGUGCUUGAAAUGUGGGAAGAGCUUCAGUCAGAGGAACAGUCUCACUUCCCAUCAAAGAGUUCAUACAGGAGAAAAACCCUACCAAUGCUUAGAAUGUGGGAAGAGCUUCAGUCACAGUGCCACUCUCACGUCACAUCACAGAAUUCAUACAGGGGAGAAACCAUAUCAGUGUACGGAAUGUGGGAAGAGCUUCACUCAGAGGGGCCAUCUCACUUUCCAUCACAGAAUUCAUACAGGGGAGAAACCAUAUCAGUGUACGGAAUGUGGGAAGAGCUUUAGGGACAGCCGCGCUCUUACUUCCCAUCACAGAAUUCAUACAGGGGAGAAACCAUAUCCGUGCUUGGAAUGUGGAAAGAGCUUUAACGAGAGUGCCAUUCUCAUCUCUCAUCAAACAAUUCAUACAGGAGAAAAAGCAUUUCAGUGCUUUGAAUGUGGAAAGAACUUCAGUAAGAAGAGUAAUCUGACUACUCAUCAAAGAAUUCAUACAGGGGAGAAACCAUAUCAGUGCUUGGAAUGUGGAAAGAGCUUCAGUCAGAAUGGAUCUCUCACUUCCCAUCAAAGAAUUCAUAAAGGGGAGAAACCAUAUCAGUGCUUGGAAUGUGGAAAGAGCUUCAGUCAAAAGGGAAGUCUCACUUCCCAUCAAAGAAUUCACACAAGAGAGAAACCAUACCUGUGCUUGGAAUUUGGAAAGGACUUCAGACAGAGUUCCCAUUUCAAUUCCCAUCAAAGCACUGACAGUGGGGAGAAACCAUAGAGUCACGGAAUCAUAGUGUUGGAAUGGACCUAUGACAGAUGGCCAUCCAACCUCUGCUUUAAAUGUCUUUAGCAGUUCAUGCUGCUGUCAAACAACUCUUAUCAUCAGAAAGUUAUUCCUGACGUUUUGUCAAAAUCUCCCAAAAUCUUGUUUCUUAAAACUUGUAGCCACUGGUUUGAGUUCUACCUGUUGCAGCUGCAAACAAACAAAUAAACAGUGGUCUCUGGCCACUAUUCUCCAUUCA